Messenger RNA from Gigantopelta aegis, 809 nucleotides. RefSeq names its product ubiquitin-conjugating enzyme E2 G2-like. The record is from RefSeq and is a predicted model, not a curated record. Lineage: Eukaryota; Metazoa; Mollusca; Gastropoda; Neomphalida; Peltospiridae. Gene Ontology annotation, cellular component: endoplasmic reticulum; cytosol. Bases 84 to 581 code for a protein of 165 amino acids. The transcript is spliced from 5 exons.
UUGUUAAAUUAAAAAGUAUACACGUAUUUUCAGACACUGUCAACAAAAAUAGUAUUGAUAUUUGUAUAAAAUCAAUAGCAAAUAUGGCUGGGUCAGCAUUGAAGCGUCUUAUGGCAGAAUACAAACAAUUAACACUAAACCCACCAGAAGGCAUUAUUGCGGGUCCAGUGAAUGAAGAGAACUUCUUCGAGUGGGAGGCAUAUAUUAUGGGUCCAGAAGGAACAUGUUUUGAGGGGGGUGUCUACCCCGCCAGGCUGACGUUCCCCCCAGACUACCCGCUCAGUCCACCGAAAAUGAAGUUUAUGUGCGAGAUUUUUCAUCCUAAUAUCUACACCGAUGGCCGUGUUUGUAUAUCGAUACUGCACGCCCCGGGGGAUGACCCGAUGGGUUACGAGACGAGCGCUGAAAGAUGGAGUCCGGUCCAGAGUGUGGAAAAAAUACUUCUCUCUGUCGUCAGCAUGCUGGCGGAGCCGAAUGAUGAAAGUGCUGCAAGUGUUGAUGCUGCUAAAACGUGGCGGGAAGACCGCGCCCGGUUCAAUGAUAUUGCAGCGUUGACAGUGAAAAAAUCUCUCGGAUUGUAACACCGACCCCCCCCCCCCCCCCCCCCUCACCUCCCACCUCUCAUCCAGAUUCUUCGUCAUCUCAGUACAUUCUCUGUCAUUUUGUGGUUGUGUCAAUAGAUUCGGACUCUUGGAUUGAUUUUUGUUUUUAAGUGAAGAUCAAUCACCGUUGCAACAACCGCCUAUUUUGUAAAAAAAAAAACCCAUACACACUUCCAUGUAAUAUUAAAUUAAGCUUGUAAAAAAAAA